CUCUUCCCCCACUCACCCCCCCCAACUUAGCCUGCCGCGGUCGGGUCCGCGGCCUGCGCUGUAGCGGUAGCCGCCGUUCCUUAGAAGCCGUAAUCCCCUCCCCCACCCCGGUCCCGUUCCCCGUCCAGAGGCCGACGUGAAGAUGAGUAGCUCAGAGGAGGUGUCUUGGAUUUCCUGGUUCUGUGGGCUCCGUGGCAAUGAAUUCUUCUGUGAAGUGGAUGAAGACUAUAUCCAGGACAAAUUUAAUCUUACUGGACUCAAUGAGCAGGUGCCUCACUAUCGACAAGCUCUAGACAUGAUCUUGGACCUGGAGCCUGAUGAAGAGCUGGAAGACAACCCCAACCAGAGUGACCUGAUUGAGCAGGCAGCUGAGAUGCUGUAUGGAUUGAUCCACGCCCGCUACAUCCUCACCAACCGUGGCAUCGCCCAGAUGGGAACAAAUAGCAGAUGGCACUGGUGUUCUGCAGCUUGCCCAACUGGAGGAAAGGCAGCAGAGGAGUCAGAGGGCCCAUCUGGACCAGAGAAGGGGCUUCUGUUGGAAAAGUACCAGCAGGGGGAUUUUGGCUACUGUCCCCGUGUGUACUGUGAGAACCAGCCAAUGCUUCCCAUCGGCCUUUCAGACAUCCCAGGCGAGGCUAUGGUGAAGCUCUACUGUCCCAAGUGCAUGGAUGUGUACACACCCAAGUCAUCGAGGCACCAUCACACGGACGGCGCCUACUUCGGCACCGGUUUCCCUCACAUGCUCUUCAUGGUGCAUCCAGAAUACCGGCCCAAGCGACCUGCCAACCAGUUUGUGCCCAGGCUCUACGGUUUCAAGAUCCAUCCGAUGGCUUACCAGCUGCAACUCCAAGCCGCCAGCAACUUCAAGAGCCCAGUCAAGACGAUUCGCUGAUUCCCCACCCCGUGUGUCCCUCACUCAGUCUUUGACACUUCCAUUCCUUUGCUGACACCCUUUCAAGAACCCUCUGGUUUUUAGUUUAAAUUAAAGGAGUCAUUAUUGUGGUGGGAAUAUGAAAUAAAGUGGAAGAAAAGGCCA
Molecule: messenger RNA, 1036 nt
Organism: Marmota flaviventris (yellow-bellied marmot)
Lineage: Eukaryota; Metazoa; Chordata; Mammalia; Rodentia; Sciuridae
Gene: Csnk2b
Product: casein kinase 2 beta
Cellular component (GO): protein kinase CK2 complex; cytoplasm
Molecular function (GO): protein kinase regulator activity
Source: RefSeq, a predicted model, not a curated record